UCUAUCUCAGGACAUAACCCCCAUGUGGUGUCUGCUGCAGCCAGAACCAGGUGCACUAUUCCCUGAUUGGGAUAGGUAGGGGUGACACUCUUGGGCACUGAAGUUUAGUUCCUCAGUGAACUACAUUGAACGCUGCAGGGGAACUGCAUGCCUGUUUCUCUCUCUCGGUCUCUGACAUGCCAUGUUGAUUUCUUGGUGGUUUCUAUACCUGGCAGCCCGGAACAUCAUCGAUCAAACUCUGGACAUGGCCUCAGUCCUGCAGAAGCUCAUUAUGCCCAUGUUUAGUGGGCCAGCAGAGCCACCCAGGAACAAGGUGACGGUGGUCGGAGUGGGCCAAGUGGGAAUGGCCUGUGCCAUCAGCAUCCUGCUAAGGGAGUUUUGUGAUGAGUUGGCUCUGGUGGAUGUGAUGGAGGAUAAACUCAAAGGAGAGAUGAUGGACCUCCAGCAUGGCAGCCUCUUCUUAAAGACACCCAAGAUAGUUGCUGGCAAAGAUUACUCUGUGACUGCUCACUCCCGGAUCGUUGUGGUCACAGCUGGCGUCCGCCAGCAAGAGGGGGAAAGCAGGUUGAAUCUGGUGCAGAGGAAUGUCAACAUUUUUAAACACAUCAUCCCUCAGAUUGUCAGAUACAGCCCCAACUGCAUCCUGAUUGUGGUUUCCAACCCAGUGGAUGUCUUAACCUAUGUGACCUGGAAGCUGAGUGGUCUGCCCAAACACCGGGUCAUCGGUAGCGGCACCAACUUGGACUCUGCCCGUUUCCGCUACCUGAUGGCCGAGAGGCUGGGUAUCCACCCAAGCAGCUUCAACGGUUGGAUCUUAGGAGAGCACGGAGACUCCAGUGUGCCUGUAUGGAGUGGUGCUAAUGUAGCUGGAGUGAAUCUUCAGAACCUCAACCCAGACAUCGGGACGGACGCUGACCAGGAGAACUGGACGGAAACACAUAGGAAGGUUGUAGACAGUGCCUACGAGGUCAUUAAACUGAAGGGCUACACUAACUGGGCCAUUGGUCUGAGUGUGGCUGAUCUGAUUGAAAGCCUCAUGAAAAAUCUGAACAGGAUCCAUCCAGUAUCAACUAUGGUAAAGGGCAUGUUUGGCAUAGGUGAUGAGGUCUACUUGAGCCUGCCCUGUGUGCUGAACAGCAAUGGGGUGAGCAGUGUGGUCAACAUGACUCUGACUGAUGAUGAGAGGGCCCAGCUGAAGAGAAGCGCUGAUACACUGUGGAACAUCCAGAGGGACCUGAAAGACUUGUGAUUUAAUAAUGUGACCAAUUCAUUCAGUCAUUACAAAUAACCUGAAAGUUCAAAACACUGCAUGGUUAAAACUCUUACGUACGGUCUCAGUCAUUUCAAUGUAACUGAUUUCUAUAUAUGUUUGAAUAAACCUUAAAAACCUAA
Molecule: messenger RNA, 1392 nt
Organism: Clupea harengus (Atlantic herring)
Lineage: Eukaryota; Metazoa; Chordata; Actinopteri; Clupeiformes; Clupeidae
Gene: ldhbb
Product: lactate dehydrogenase Bb
Biological process (GO): lactate metabolic process; pyruvate metabolic process
Cellular component (GO): cytoplasm
Molecular function (GO): L-lactate dehydrogenase (NAD+) activity
Source: RefSeq, a predicted model, not a curated record